This is a messenger RNA of Cornus florida, 1221 nucleotides long. RefSeq names its product putative disease resistance protein At3g14460. The record is from RefSeq and is a predicted model, not a curated record. The transcript is spliced from 7 exons. The coding region runs from base 1 to 1221 and encodes 406 amino acids. Gene Ontology annotation, biological process: defense response to fungus. NCBI's taxonomy places the organism in Eukaryota, Viridiplantae, Streptophyta, Magnoliopsida, Cornales, Cornaceae.
AUGCCGGCAUGGGAAAAAUGGUCUUCUUCUAUUUGCAUGGGUGUUGAAGAAGAUGAAAUUCAAUUCCCUCGCCUCCGUGAGCUUAGUAUGCAUGGUUGUCCCAAUUUGCUUGAGGAAGUAUUGGUGCAAUCUUUGGUGGCACUUAAAAGUCUCGUGUUCAGAGAAUGCAACCAACUGGUGGCUUUGUGGGAAAAUGAGAAGUUGGCAAAUGAGCUGAAUAAGCUAACGUCUUUGGAGAUAGACAAUUGCAAUGCGUUGAAGUCCCUCCCUGAAGGCAUCUCUGGUGUUGAACACUUGGACAUCGAGUACUGGGUUUCAGAGACGACUAUGCUACAGCAGCAGCAACAGGAGGAGGACUUCAACAUAAAUAUUAUUAUGUCAUCUCUUGAAACAUUACGCAUCUGGAAUUGGGCAAAGGUUGGAAUAUCACUCGAAGUCUGGAAUUGUGAUGGUGUGGAGUCCUUAUCGUUCCCAGAAAAAGGCUUACCCAACCUCAGAUCACUUCAUGUCUGGAAUUGCAAUGGUGUGGAGUCCUUGUCGCUCCCAGAAAGAGGGUUACCCAACCUCAGAUCACUUGAAGUCUGGAGUUGCGUGAAUCUGAGAUCCUUGCCUACUACCAACCAGAUUCUUCAAAACCUUGAAUCCCUUGUAAUAUGGGAAUGUCCAAGUCUCGAGGCCUUUCCGGAAAGAGGCUGCUGCUUGUCCACCCCCAACUUGAGAAGGCUUUCGAUCAGCGGCUGCAAUAAUCUGAGGUGGUUGCCAAUUGAUCAGAUUCAAAGCCUCGCAUCACUUGAAUUCAUAAAAAUAUAUAAUUGUCCAUGUCUUGAGUCCUUUACUCAAGGUGGAUAUCCAGACCUGGUCUCUUUUCCUCUUGAUGACGGUCUAUUUCCUACAACUCUAACCAAUUUACGCAUCAGAGAUCUGCCGAGUCUUAAAUUCAUAUCAUUGAAGGGCCUCCAAAAUCUCACCUCUCUUCAACAUCUAAGGAUCCAAGACUGCCCGAAUCUGAAAUCCAUAUCAUCAUCAUCAUCCAAGGGUCUCACCUCUCUUCAAGAGCUGCAGUACAAGAAAUCGAGAAAAUCAUGCAAAGCAAAAUAUGCCUCAUACAACUGGAACAAUGAGCAAUGCACGAAAUGCAAUUCAAAACUUACAGCAACAAUGGCCAUACUUCUGCAUGAAAUGCAAAAUUCUGGUAAACAGGCAUGUCUAAAAGAAACUUGA